Paramecium pentaurelia is the source of this 1209-nucleotide messenger RNA. Lineage: Eukaryota; Ciliophora; Oligohymenophorea; Peniculida; Parameciidae. The record is from the annotation of a GenBank genome assembly.
AUGAACUUAAAAGAAUCAGAAUCUAUAAAUGAUUUUUUUAAAGAUGACACUAAAUUCAUUGGAGAAUAUUAAAUGCUUGAUUAUAAAGUACUCAGAGGAUAUAUACCAGGCUUUGGAUAAGAUCUUAGACUUUAUUAUACUAAAUUGGAUCCUCCUAAUAAGAAAGCAUCUAUUUGUAUUAUUCAUGGAUUUGGAGAACAUUAAGGAAGAUUUCUACAUGUAUAAAAAAUAAAUAGAGAUUUUAUUAGGUGGCUGACUUUUUUGCUAAAAUGAAUUUUGUUGUACACUUGAUUGAUUUGAGAGGUUUUGGAUUUUCAGGAGGACCAAGAGGAUCUCAAUCAAUAGCAGAUCUUUAAUUGGAUGUUGAGGUUCUCAUAAGAUAAGCAUCAAAGGAUUUACCCUUAUUUUUAUAUGGACAUGCUAUGGGAGCACUUGUUAUUAUAAGUUUAUUAAUUCGAAACCCUAAAUUGAAAAUAUCAGGAGUUAUUUGUACUGCUCCUACUUUAGGAUUCCCAUUAAAUAGAAACAUUGGCCCAUUCAAGUAAUUUGUGAUAAAGAACUUUGGGCAUUAUUUAGAAGUAUUUUUAUUCUUAAAUGUUUAUAGGAUUUAGUUAUUAAUACAAAUGUUAAUCCAACUAGUUUGAGUAAGAAUAAUUAACAUAUUUAAAGAAUUUUUGAGGAUAGAUUGGUAAUGCCAUUUCUAGGUGUAGGAAUGGCUAGAAGUAUUUAUAAAACAUUGCCUUUUAUCUUUAAAAAUUCUGUUUAAUUUUAAUUUCCUAUUAUAAUAUUUCAUGGGAAAUAAGAUACAUAAAGUAGUUAUGAAAAUAGUGUUCAAUUCAUAAAUUAGGUAGGAAGUAAAGAUAAAUAAAUAAAAUUGUUUGAUGAAGGAUAUCAUGAAUUAUAACAUGAUGAAGAAUUUUAGUGUAUAAAAUAAUAAUUAAAUGAAUGGAUUAAGAUAAGAUUAGAGAAUAGUGUAGCAUUUGGUAUAUAUAUUUUAUAAUAAUAAAAGGAAUAUUAUCAUAACCAAGAUUAUUGAUUGGGAUACCUAUAUAGAAGAAUAGAAAAAAAUUGAUAAUUUGUUUGAUGAUCUUAUUGAUUAUAUACUUUUUGACAGUGUUCAUAAAGAAAAGUAAAUUUAAGAAAGUUUAGUAUCCAUUUGUGCCAAUUCUAAUUUUGUAUAACAAAUUGAUUAAGAAAUAAUUAAAAUGA